AUAGAUAGCUCCUGUUGGCGCAGAACAGGAGAGGUGGCCGAGAACUGGCGAUUUUUACCGCUCUUUGAUCCUCAUCCGCUGGAGAGCUUGCGGAGAUUCGGUGGAGGACUUCAUCGAUACCUUCUUUUGAGCGUAGAUUAUUAGAUCGAACGAGUAGAGGACGGAUCAACAACAGGAGGGGUGCUACGAGGGACAAGAGUGGGAGAGCGACAAAGGGAAGGAGGGGGGAGAAGAGAGAUGGCCGGACCCGGAGUGAUUGCUCUUUUCGACGUGGAUGGUACUUUGACACCGGCGCGUAAGGAGGCCGAUGAUGACAUGCUGUCAUUUCUCCAGGAGUUGAGAAAGGUUGUAAAAGUUGGUAUUGUUGGAGGGUCGGACCUAGUGAAGAUCAGUGAGCAGUUGGGAAAGAACACGACCACUGACUAUGAUUACGUCUUCGCUGAGAACGGCUUGGUGGCUUUUAAGGAUGGGAAGCAGAUUGGCAGCCAGAGUUUGAAAACUCACAUCGGUGAUGACCAACUGAAGGAACUUAUCAAUUUUGUUCUUCAUUAUAUUGCCAAUUUAGACAUUCCCAUCAAGAGAGGCACUUUCGUCGAGUUCCGUACUGGAAUGAUCAACGUAUCGCCGAUCGGACGAAACUGUAGCCGCGAAGAGCGGAACGCUUUCGAAGAGUACGACAAGGUUCAUAAAGUGCGCGAGAAAAUGGUGAGCGUUCUCAAGGAGAAGUUUGCACCUUUGAAUCUCACCUAUUCAAUAGGUGGGCAGAUCAGCUUCGAUGUGUUUCCAAACGGAUGGGACAAAACCUACUGCCUGCAGUUCCUGGACAAAGAUUUCCCCGAAAUCCAUUUCUUCGGCGACAAAACGUACAAAGGAGGAAACGACUACGAGAUCUUUUCGUCUCCAAGAACAGUCGGGCAUUCCGUAACGUGCCCUCAAGACACUAAGAAGGCCUGUACAGAGUUGUUCCUCUCGUCUUCCUAAUUUGGAACGACAUAGAGAGAGAGAGAGAGAGAGAGAGAGAGAGAGAGAGAGAGAGAGAGAGAGAGAGAGAGAGAGAGAGAGAGAGAGAGAGAGAGAGAGNAGAGAGAGAGAGAGAGAGAGAGAGAGAGAGAGAGAGAGAGAGAGAGAGAGAGAGAGAGAGAGAGCAAGACGGGACACGUGACGGCAAGGAAAAAGAUUGACUGGGGAGGUGUCGUUCAUGGAUGAUGGACGGGAAUACCUAAUUCUUUCUUAGAAUUGGAACUCGCUGGUUUUUCCUUGGAGAGCCUGGAAAGUAAUUUUGUCCUGCGAGAUUCAAACUUUCCAGUGAGUUGCUUGUACGUUUUUCUACAGACAGACAGACUCAGAGAGAGAGAGAGAGAGAGAGAGAGAGAGAGAGAGAGAGAGAGAGAGAGAGAGAGAGAGAGAGAGAGAAGUUUUGCCGCACAUCAGAUAGUGAGAGGUGGUGGAGAAAUGUUUUGGCCGUCAAUGGUGUAGCAGGUGUCGUUCAUGGAUGAUGGACGGGAACACCUAAUUCUUUCUUAGAAUUGGAACUCGCUGGUUUUGAGAGGCCCAUGUGUUUUUCCUGCUAUAUUUGGAGAAAUUAGGGUGUUUCCUCAACAUUGUUAUUCCGGUUAGGAGCCAGCCAUCUUAAGGGUGUAUCUUAUCUCAUUGGCCUCCAGGGGCCGUUCUUCUAUAAAUGUCUGACGUUGCUUUGCUCCAGGCUAAGGUUUUCGCGUUCGUACACUGGCAUGCUUGCCAGUAAUAAAUCAGUCGUGAAUAAUAAUAAUAAUAAUUAUCAGGCGCAAGUGGAUGGUCCUUCUCCAGGGUAUUGUCAACAAAUGUAACCUGGGGAUUCCUGACAUUGCGACAAGUGGCAUGACAAGGGAUCGAACCCGCGACCUUCUGCAGCUCCGUCGUCGUAAGGCUGCUUUGAGAUUUCCAAGGAGAAUAAGAAGACUGUUCCGAUGGUGCCUUAAAUUUUGCAAGUCUGCUUCGAGAUUCUGCGUCAACGAGGCGAAUAAUUGGGGAUUCCAUUGUUUUAUUCUUAUUUUAAAAAACAGAAGUCCAGGCUAAAAACAGGUUUGGGAGUUCGGAUGCACAAUAAAUGAGAAAUUUGGCC
This is a messenger RNA of Chara braunii, 2101 nucleotides long. The record is from the annotation of a GenBank genome assembly. NCBI's taxonomy places the organism in Eukaryota, Viridiplantae, Streptophyta, Charophyceae, Charales, Characeae.